Messenger RNA from Meloidogyne enterolobii, 843 nucleotides. The record is from the annotation of a GenBank genome assembly. Lineage: Eukaryota; Metazoa; Nematoda; Chromadorea; Rhabditida; Meloidogynidae.
UCAUGAAAAUGUGGGAGAUGAAAGUAAAAUUGAAGAAAAAGGCGAUUUGAUGAAAAUUGCAUGUAUAACAAUUGGCCUUUUACGAUCAAUGGGCCGCUUUAGUGAUCAACUUUCUUCGCCACUCUUUUCAUUUAUCUAUCCAAAACCUUUCGAUAUACUUUCUAAAAGAAACGAUGACGAACCGCAAUGCACAUCAAGCUUAAUUUGAAUACUGACUCUUCAAAUUGGUUUUGGAAUGAUCAAAAAACAGAAGAAUCUAAUCUUCAACGCAAAUUAUUUACCCGACAUGGGAGCAGUUUUGUAAAUACAAGAAGGAAAGGAACAGCAAAAUUUUCUUAUUGUUUUGAUGAAAUUUGUCGGUUGAAUGUUAAUAUCAAAAAACUUUUAAAUUUUGAUUUCUUGAAGAAACUGGAUUUGUAUUCCGAACAAGUUUUUCAAAGCUCUGAAUUACGCAAAUUUCCUUACAAAACAAUUUCUGAAACUUUUAUUCUUGUUUCACUUACAUUUUUGAGAGAUAUUUUAACUAAUUUUACAAUUGGAGAAAAGGAUGGUGAUAUAUCGGAAAAAUUUGCUAAUGAGCUUAACGAUUUUACCCUUUCAAUUUUUAAAUAUUGCCAAGAAGCAAUAACUGUUCAAAGUCAAUUAGAUGAUAGAUCACAGUCAAAUACAAUAGAUAAGAGAGCAAAAAAUAAUGCUUACAGAAGUACAAUUCUUGAUAAAGAAAUUGUUGUUAAUCGUGUAAAAAUGUUGGUUAUUGGCAACUCGAUUUGUUUGGAAUUAAUUGUGUGGAGUUCUACUGACGAAAAUGGUUUAUUUUUAUUUUUUUUCUUGAUGAUUUUUUAA